AUGUCUAUGGAAAUGGAUGUGGAUGAAGCUGACAUACUGGUCCUUUCACAGGGCCUAGAAAAAUCAAGUAGAUUAACUUUUGAAAUCAAUAAAUCCCUUAGGAAAAUUGGAAAGACUUCUAACCAGUCUAGCAAUCUGUUUACCCCAAUCUUAUCAAGAAAUAACAUGCUAGUGACCUUACAAAGAAAUAUUGAAAGUGUCUUGAACUCUGUUGCUUCCGUGAAAGAUUUGGCUAACGAAGCUUCCAAAUAUGAAACUAUCUUAACUAAGGGUAUCAAUGAGAUUGGAUUAAAACAAUACAUUCAAGUCAUUCAUAAAUUGGAUGAUAUGCUAGAUGAUAUUAGAACCGGUGGAAACGAAAAAAAUGCUGAGUUUCAUGGUAUCCUGUCCCAUUUAAGCGAUCUGAUCAAGAAUAGUGAAGCUCAACUAAGAUUAUAUUUCGUAUCUAUCUUAAACCUUAUAAAACCAUUUGAUCCUCAAAUUUGUAUCAAUUCUAAGACUCCAUUUCCUUAUUACCAGGAUGAGCAAUUGAACGAAUUAACCUAUAUUCUGGAUUAUUUCCUCAAUAACACAGAAGAUUCAGAUAUACAGGACGCCUUCAUACAAGAAAGGAGUGAUCUCAUAUUAAAAUGUAUGGCAUUUCUAGAACCUUUUGCCAAACAAAUCACAACAUCAAAGAACGCACCUUAUGAAAAGGGAAGUAGUGGUAUGAUAAGUUAUACGGAAGCCCUAUUGGGAUUCAUGGCCAAUGAAAAAUCAUUGGUAGAUGAUUUAUACUCUCAGUACCCAUCCUAUAAGCCAAUAAUCAUGAAGAAUAUAUUAACACCGUUAUUGAAUGCAUAUACAAAAUUAUUUAACACAAACUUAAAAUUGGUACGAAAUAACCUGGAAAAUAUUGGGAUCUUUAGUUUCGAAUUAGUGGAAAAUAUACAUUAUGUGCUAAAAGCACUUCGAAUGAGUCCAGUUUUACAAAACUAUGAACCAUUGAUUGAGUGUGCGUCUCAAGUAAGAAAAUUAACUCAAUCAUUAUUCAAAGAUGCUAUUGAUAGAAUAUAUACGAAAGUGGAUCAGCUGUCUGUAAUUCCAACAGAUAAUGGUGUCACUGAACCUGCUGUGGAUACAAUGUCAAGAUUAAGGAAAUUCAGCGAAUAUAAAACCGGUUGUAUAGGAGCUAUGGAAAAUAUGUCCCGAGAGAAUUGGCUUCCUGGCAGUUAUAGGGAGAAAGAGUACACUUUUUCAGGUCAUUUGAAUUCGAACGAUCAAAGCGCUUUAUUAGGCUGUUUCAUAAGUGAUUGUAUUGAUACUUUAGUGAUAUGUCUUGAAAAAAGAGCUCAAAGAAUUUUGAUGCCUGGUCAGGAACCAGAUGUUGCCAAUCCCAACAGCAGCAGAAAUAAGGAAAAACAAAGGAUUGGUGUUUUCAUUUUGACCAAUAUAAUACUUGUAGAAGAAAUUAUUGAAAAAUCGGAAUUAAAUUCUCUAUUAGGUGCCGAAGGUCAUCAACGUCUGGACAAACUGAAGAAGAGAUAUGUCAGCUACUUGGUCUCUGAUUGGAGGAAUUUGACCGCUAUUUUGAUGGAUACUGUUGUCAUUGAUAGUGCUGGAAAGAAAUCAAAAGAUAAAGAACAGAUCAAGGAAAAAUUCAGAAAGUUCAAUGAAGGUUUUGAAGAAUUAGUAACUAAGACCAAACAAUAUAGAUUAUCAGAUCAAUCCUUGAAAAAGACAUUAAAAUCAGAAAUUAUUUCACUCAUUAUGCCAAUGUAUGAAAGAUUUUAUAGUAGAUAUCAAAAUACUUUCAAGAAUCCCAGAAAGCAUAUCAAGUAUACUCCAGAUGAAUUGAUGACAGUGAUAAAUCAACUAAUUAGGUAG
Molecule: messenger RNA, 1866 nt
Organism: Naumovozyma castellii
Lineage: Eukaryota; Fungi; Ascomycota; Saccharomycetes; Saccharomycetales; Saccharomycetaceae
Gene: EXO70
Product: GTP-Rho binding exocyst subunit EXO70
Exons: 1
Coding region: 1-1866 (621 amino acids)
Source: RefSeq, a predicted model, not a curated record